Camellia sinensis is the source of this 1677-nucleotide messenger RNA. RefSeq names its product palmitoyl-acyl carrier protein thioesterase, chloroplastic. Gene Ontology annotation, molecular function: fatty acyl-[ACP] hydrolase activity; acyl carrier activity. The record is from RefSeq and is a predicted model, not a curated record. Gene Ontology annotation, biological process: fatty acid biosynthetic process. Lineage: Eukaryota; Viridiplantae; Streptophyta; Magnoliopsida; Ericales; Theaceae.
AUCAGUAGUAGUAGUAGUUAUAACUUAUACCUACUGACAUUUGAAUUUUGUUCCCUCAAAAACAAGGGCUAGAAGCUACACCACCUUUCUUAAAACUUCUUUGGUUUUCUUUUUUUUUUGUUUUUUAUCUCUUCCGCAAACAAAUGACAUUUUAGGGAUGAAAUCAAUGGCUUCAACCAAGAAUGUGACUCUGUACUGUCCUGAGGAUUUGUGCAAGGCAGAGAAGAGAAGUGUUGGGAUGGCAAUGCAGGUUUUGAAGGUGGGUUUUUGUGGGUUGAGAAAUCAUGGAAUGUUGAGACAAAGCAUAGCAAUGAAAGCGAAUACCGGAGGGUACGAAAGUGUAGACUUGAUCAAUGGAAGGAAGGUGAAUGGGAUAAAAAUUGGUGGUGAUGGUGGUGGGGUUGCACAUUUGGGGAGAAAAAGCAGUGAGGUGUUGAAAGAACCGAGCAGCUGGGUUAAUGAGCCAGCGCAUGCUUGGCUGCAAGGGAGGUUUGUGGACAACCGGUUUGUUUAUAGGCAGACCUUUGUUAUUAGGUCUUAUGAAAUUGGACCAGACAAGACUGCCACCAUGGAAACAAUGAUGAAUCUCCUCCAGGAGACGGCUUUGAAUCAUGUGACGGGCUCUGGUCUUGCUGGGAAUGGCUUUGGUGCAACCCGGGAGAUGAGCCUCAGGAAACUCAUUUGGGUUGUCACUCGCAUUCAAGUUCAAGUAGAGAAAUAUAGCUCCUGGGGAGAUGUGGUUGAGAUCGACACCUGGGUUGACGCAGCAGGAAAAAAUGGAAUGCGCAGAGAUUGGAUAAUUCGAGACUACAAUACCCAAAGGAUCAUAACAAGAGCUACAAGCACUUGGGUGAUCAUGAACAGAGAAACAAGAAGGUUGUCUAAGAUCCCUGAUGAAGUGAAAAAAGAGGUUCAGCCCUUCUACCUCCACAGAGUUUCAAUCCCUAUAGCUGAUACUGACAGCGAAAAAAUUGAGAAACUCACCGAUGAAACCACUCAUAGAAUUAGAUCUGGUUUAGCUCCAAGAUGGAGCGAUAUGGACGCCAACCAGCAUGUAAACAAUGUAAAAUACAUUGGAUGGCUUUUGGAGAGUGUACCCAUAGAUGUCUUAGAAGAUUACAAUUUGACAAGCAUGACUUUGGAGUAUCGACGUGAAUGUAGACAGUCCACAGUCCUGGAGUCCUUGACAACCAUGAAACCAAAAAUUGCUGAGUCAAAGAACUGCGCGAUUGAUAGCAACAGAGAUGAAUUGGAAAGCACGCAUUUGCUUCGCAUGCAAGCUGACAAGGCGGAGAUAGUCCGAGCAAGGUCAGUAUGGCAAUCCAAACAGAAAUUCGUCAGCACGAUGUGAUCUCCAACAUGUCCACCUACAAUCCACUUGUGUCUUUAAUUUUGUGUUUUGUUUUAUUCUUAUUGUUUUGGUGUAUAGUAUUUUCUUUCUUGUAUGAUUCUGUGAUUGAGUUGAAGUCUUCAGGCUGUGGUACAUUUCAAAAGUGCAGUUGUUUUUUGACUGCACAUUCUUUAGAGGUUUUGAACUUCUUUCUAGGGAUGGAAAAUUUGCAAGAAAAUGUUAGUCCUUAUAUACUAUUUUGAAUUUAUGUGUGAAUAAGGAAGAAAGCACCAUCCUAUUCAUCAAUCCUUUAAUCUGUUUAUGGUCUUAUAAUUGCCCAUCAUGAG